AUGGAAUGGGCUAGGUCGCCGUCCCAAAAAUGCAUUUUCUGGCUGAAUGGAAUGGCUGGUACAGGAAAAUCCACAAUAUCUCGGACUCUGGCAAGGUCGCUCAAGGAUACCAACCAUCUAGGCGCCAGCUUUUUCUUUAAAAAUGGGGAAGGGGACCGAGGGAACGCGAAAAAGUUCUUUCCAACAUUAACAAGACAACUGAUCCUCAGAAUUUCUGGGCUGCGGUCUGGCGUGCAAAAGGCACUUGAUCAUGACCCUGACCUUGUGUCAAGAUCACUCGGGGAGCAAUUUGAGAAACUACUCCUUCAACCGCUGCUCAAUCUUAACCACCUCCGCCGAUACUCUCAGACCGCCGUGAUCGUGAUUGACGCUUUGGAUGAAUGUGAAAAUGAUGAAGAUAUCCAGAACAUAAUUCGAUUACUUCCUCUUAUACAGAAGGCCAAAGCGGUUCAUAUUCAGAUCUUCUUGACUAGCAGGCCUGAACUUCCAAUCAGCCUCGGCUUUUCAGACAUCGCGGAUCAUGAAUAUCAGAACCUAGCUCUUCAUGAGAUACCCGAAGAAGCAACAGAACCUGAUAUAUAUCUAUUCCUACAAAACCGCUUCGAGAAGAUCAGGCAGAACAGAAAUAUUUCCCCAAAUUGGCCUGGCGAUGAUGUCAUCCAAGCAUUGGUCACGAUCUCUGUUCCCCUGUUUAUUUCAGCAGCCACUAUGUGCCGCUAUAUUGGAAAUUCAAAAUUGGAACCCAAGUUGCGCCUCGCAGAGCUUCUAACGGACCAAUCCAAAUAUGUUUCAAGAAUGGAUAAGACGUACAUGCCAGUUCUGACGCGACUGCUUGAUGAUCAAGAGAGUGAUGAGUUAGAGCAGCAGGAGCUCCUGCAAGAGUUCCACAAAAUAAUCGGCUCCAUCAUCCUUCUUGCUGUUCCGCUUUCCAUAAAUGCGCUUUCGCUGUUCCUUGGGAUAGGAGCAGACCAGAUCAGCAAUCUAUUGGAUUCAUUCCGUUCGGUCUUACGCAUUCCCAAUGACCGAGACCAUCCUGUUAGGAUUCUACAUCUAUCAUUUCGGGAUUUUCUGAUCAAGUCUAGAACCGAAUUCUUUGUGGAUAUGCCAAAAAGGCAUAAAGAAAUUACUAAAUCCUGUCUCAAAACUAUGCAGGACCGUCUACAGAAAGACAUCUGCAAACUAGCAAGCCCUGGAACGCAUAGGGUAGAUAUCGACCCUCAACAUAUCCACCAGUGCCUACCACCAGAAGUACAAUACUCUUGCCGCUACUGGGUACACCAUCUCGAACAAAGUCAGGUUCCACCUUCCGAGAUGGGAGAAAUGCGACUAUUCCUUGAGAAGCAUUUUUUGCACUGGGUGGAAGCGAUGAGUCUGUUGGGUCUUAUAUCGGAGGUGGUGAGUAUGCUUGAUAUUCUCCGCACGGUUAUACAACGCUUUGUUCUGAAAAAUCGCCAGAUAGCGGAUGAAGGACCGCUUCAGAUUUAUUGCGCAGGAUUGAUCUUUGCACCUCAAACGUCAAUAAUUAGUACAAAGUUCAAGACAGAUCUUCCUAGUUGGGUACGUCAGUUGCCACAGGUUAAUGAAAGAUGGAGUGCCGAAUUACAGGCUCUCGAGGGCCAUUCAGAGAUGGUUUGGUCUGUGGCCUUCUCGCCUGACGGCCGGCUGCUAGCGUCCGGCUCCUAUGACAAGACAGUCCGACUCUGGGACCCGGUGACGGGCGAUCUGAAGCAAACGCUCGAGGGUCAUUCCAAUCCAGUUAAAGCUGUGGCCUUCUCGCCCGACGGCCGACUACUAGCGUCCGGCUCCUGGGACAAGACCAUCCGGCUCUGGGAGACAACGACGGGCACCCUUCACAAGGCUCUCGAGGGCCAUUCAGAGAUGGUUUGGUCUGUGGCCUUCUCGCCUGACGGCCGGCUGCUAGCGUCCGGCUCCUAUGACAAGACAGUCCGACUCUGGGACCCGGUGACGGGCGAUCUGAAGCAAACGCUCGAGGGUCAUUCCAAUCCAGUUAAAGCUGUGGCCUUCUCGCCCGACGGCCGACUACUAGCGUCCGGCUCCUGGGACAAGACCAUCCGGCUCUGGGAGACAACGACGGGCACCCUUCACAAGGCUCUCGGGGGCAAUUCGGGUUCGGUCAAUUCGGUGGCCUUCUCGCCCGAUGGUCGGCUGCUGGCGGCCGGCUCCUGGGACAAGACCAUCCGGCUCUGGGAGACAACGACGGGCACCCUUCACAAGGCUCUCGGGGGCAAUUCGGGUUCGGUCAAUUCGGUGGCCUUCUCACCCGACGGCCGGUUGCUGGCGUCCAGCUCUAAUGAUAGCAUAGUCCGGCUCUGGGAGACAACGACGGGCACCCUUCAGCAAGUUCUCGAGGGCCAUUCGGAUUCGGUCAAUUGUGUGGCUUUCUCGCCUGACGGCCGGCUGUUGGCAUCCGGCUCCAAUGAUAGCACUGUCCGGCUCUGGGACACUGCUACAGAUACGAAGCAGCAGACGCGUGGCUAUUCGGAUUCAAUUGCCUCGAUUGCAUUCUCUCCCGACGGUCAAUAUCUAUUGUCUACCUCCAAGGCCAAGUUAGUCGGGCUCUGGAAUGUAGCUAUGGGAGUGUUAGAGCAGAAGCUUCAGGGCCGUUUAGAUGAUGUAUCGUCAGUGGUUUAUUCUCCUGAUCGCCGGAUGCUUGCGUCGACUUCCAGAAAUAACACAGUGGUGAUAUGGGAUAUCACAACGGGUGCCCUAAUAGCGUCAAGGAUCAAGGGGAAAAUGACUGAUCCAAAGUCCUCUUCAGAUAUUUCAAACUCAGGUAUAUCUUUCUCAUCACUCGAGGUUCAACGCUGGUUUAGCCAUAGCGUUUUACAUCCACCCGCAACAAAUGCCACGAUUUCCAUUUCUGGACUGGACCGGCAGUGGGUAAAACUUGAAGACAAAAAUGUGUUGUGGUUGCCUCCCGAGUACCGGCCUAGCUGCUUCGCGGUUAGAGAUAAAACUCUGGCCCUGGGACAUGCAUCAGGGCGUGUAUCAUUCCUGCGUUUCGCCUUGAGUUAG
Molecule: messenger RNA, 3036 nt
Organism: Penicillium verhagenii
Lineage: Eukaryota; Fungi; Ascomycota; Eurotiomycetes; Eurotiales; Aspergillaceae
Product: WD40 repeat-like protein
Exons: 2
Coding region: 1-3036 (1011 amino acids)
Molecular function (GO): protein binding
Source: RefSeq, a predicted model, not a curated record